Messenger RNA from Lottia gigantea (owl limpet), 1303 nucleotides. RefSeq lists its product as hypothetical. The record is from RefSeq and is a predicted model, not a curated record. Lineage: Eukaryota; Metazoa; Mollusca; Gastropoda; Lottiidae. The transcript has a single exon. Bases 412 to 588 code for a protein of 58 amino acids.
ACAAUAUAAAAUACAGGAAGGAGUAGACAAGAACAACAAGACGUAAUAAUAAAUAGAAAUGUCUAUGGACUUGUGUAGACUUGAACACUACACGGUGGUUUUGUUGUCAAGGACUGUUUACAUUAUGAGAUAUUUUCAGCCAUUUUUUGUGUGCGCCAUUUUUUAAGCGAUAAGCUUUCUUAACCUGAGAGAGUUUCAGAUUUUAAUGAGCAAAAUUCCAAGAUUCUGAGUCAAAUACUAAAUGAUUAAAAUCAUAGCUUACUGAUUGGUCAAUUUCAUUACUGUUCAGAUAACAUAUUGACCAAUCAGAUGUCUUAAAAGUCUUCACUCCUCAAAAUAAAAAUAAUUGAUAAUGUAAACAGCCCUUCAUAGAGCAGUUAUAAUAAAAUAAAAACUUUUAUCCUUUUGUUCAUGAUCUUUGUUAACUUGUUCAAAAAACAGAACUUUAAUAUAAAUUUGUUCAUCAAAAACCAGUUUCUUUCUUUUGUCAUGUCUGCAGACAAGGAUCAUUCCCCCUUCACCCUGGUUUUCUCAACUCCCUCUCCCCCUCACAAUCUUUCCUUUCUCCAGAACAGGAAAAGACGCUAGCUGCCCUCAAUAAUAACCUCUAACAACUAAAUACAACAUUACAACAAUAAACCAUAGGAUGGAGAAAUUCUAAAAUUAACCACUAAUCGUCUGAACUGAAUUCAUCAAAUCUGAUUGGCUAAAAAGGUAACAGUUGACUAAAUCAACCAAUCAGAGUUCUGAAUAUCAAUUCUGACAAUACCUCCUUCACCUCUCACCUGAUAUAUGUCCCUUACCCAACCCUAAACCCUUUACUAACGUUGUUUUCUUUCUUUAGAACUCAUCAAGCAAUUUGUUAUUUCAUGAAGUGAUUCUGGGCACGUAUUCUCAAAAUGAUCUUAGCGCUAGGAUAUCCUAGAUACAAGGUUAAAAGAUAAGACCCUAGACAUCAUAGCACUAAGAUAGUUAUGAGAAUACAUGUCCUGGCUUUCACAAAAACAUUGUAUUUGAAAAACACUCUUACACCAUCUCAUAUCAAUUUUCAAUAACUAGCAAGCACCUGUUAAUAACACUGGGUCUUCCAAUUCUGUUGAACCAACACAUAAUAAUUUGUAGAUAUUUGGUCAGUAAACCAUCUUGGUUUUAUCAAUGUAUAAACCACAUGGACGUCAGGCUUUCCAACACUUUUGUUGCAGUUUCACGCAAAUCAAUUCCAUCCAAUUGGCCAGCAAAUAAAUUAUUUUGAUCACUGUACGUGUCUAUGACAUCAGCCUCUUUAAAACUUUUAUAACAUCAC